Strongylocentrotus purpuratus (purple sea urchin) is the source of this 3470-nucleotide messenger RNA. RefSeq names its product protein eyes shut. Lineage: Eukaryota; Metazoa; Echinodermata; Echinoidea; Camarodonta; Strongylocentrotidae. The coding region runs from base 784 to 3024 and encodes 746 amino acids. The transcript is spliced from 11 exons. The record is from RefSeq and is a predicted model, not a curated record.
UUUUCUUGGAAUAUUACAAUAUUUCAUUCUCAGUUUUUGGAGGUAAAAUCAAGUGUGAACUACUGUUGCUCUUUGGAUUAUCUGUAAUUUCUCUCCAGGUUACCAUAGGUCGUGUGAUAUUGGAAGGCUCCAGUGCUACACAUGAUAUAUUUGUUUUGAGGAAUUUAGAGGAAUUUGGAGUGAUUUUGCUUCUAGCCAUUCUGUAGCUGGAGGGAUAAAGAUUAGUUUGCAAUAUUUGAUAUAAAGUUGGUAUGAUGUCUAUCAGAGACACGUUGUAAAGCACACCAAGAGAGAGAGAUCGGUAACCAGUCUAGGCCCAACCUUUAGACACAUCAGACAUCUUAGAAUCAGUGGUAACAUCGCAGUGUUGACUUCAUGUCCUCUUCUUCAAUUCUACACUGUCUGCUGUAUGCAUAAUAGCCAAUGCAACUAUGUUGUAUUUAUUGUGAUGAAGUCUUUGCUUGGGCAGUCGAUGGUUUUACAUUUCUUUUAAAACUGUAAACAUCCCUGUCUGUAUAAGGUUACAUUUCUUGUUUGGAUCAAAAGAUUAGCCGAGCCUUCACAAAGGCUUUGCCAAUCGGAUGAUCCGUCUGUUGAUUGUAAGAGUUUGUCAUUUGAAUAAAGCAGUCACAUCAAAUACCAUCAACUCUGAGAAAGUGUGACAGAACAAACCAGACGAGAUAAAGAGCAGCGAUAAACACCAAAGGAACAUCAAAAAGUGUUUCAUCGUAGACGGUAGAAUAAAGACUCGCAGUCGGACGGUGCAAGGAAAACUUUUUUGAAAUGGCGAGUGCCGUGACAUCGGAUGUUGAUGAGAUUCGAUUGGAGGAAGAGAAGAUGCCUAGGACGUUCUGGCAACGUUGUCUACCAUUCUUUGUUUAUUCCUUUAUCAUCAUCUGCAUCAUCGGUGCUCUCAUCUUCCUUGUUAUCACCUUGACAACCAACUGGUAUCUUAGAUACAUCUUUGUUGGAGAGGAGUACACAGAUAAUGGCAUAUGUGCCAUAAAAUGUAUGCAUGGUGAGCGUCAUCCAAGGAAAUGUCGUUGUGAUUGCGAUGAAGGCUAUAGCGGAGACCUGUGUCAGAUACCAGAUCCAACCACGCCCUCUCCGCCCACCACACCCACUCCAUGCGACCUAGAUUGUGGAUCCAAUGGUACCCUUGAUGAUAUCCUCUGUUUCUGUAACUGCAACCCUGGUUUUGAAGGUCAAAGUUGUUCAGAAGUACUUCCUACAGGUCGUACCCCUCAGCCAAUCAGUCCAGACAAUUGUACACUGAACUGCGGUGACCAUGGCAACAUGGUCAGAGGUAGCUGUUCCUGUUUGUGUGACGAGGGUUACAGCGGCAGCACCUGUGCAAGUGAGUUCACCUCCACUGUCGUCGAUGUCGGGGAGGAAUCUGACAAUGACAUCAGCUCCAGCAGCAGCAGUGACUACCAAGAUGACGAUGUGGCGUCGUGUCAAGAAGGGACGUACUGCUUUAACGGAGGGACAUGCGAAACGUUUCCAAACACAGACGGCCAAUCAGGGAGCAGAGCCUCGCUAAAUUGCUUAUGUCCGUAUGGUUUUACUGGUGAGCUGUGUGAGAUAGAGGUAAGAUGUCCUGAUCUAGACUGCGGAGCUAACGGAAAUCUGUCACCUGAUGAAUGCACCUGUAUCUGUGAAGAUAAUUACUCCGGACUAACAUGUUCAGUUUUGAGUGACAACCACACAAUACCUUGCAAUGAAGACUACAAGGACUUCUGUUUAAAUGGAGGAACCUGCCAUCAACUCGUAGGGAUCAAUAGACCAACUUGCAAGUGUCCGGACAAUAAGCGCGGUCAAAGGUGCGAAAGCAGCGUGAUUGAACCGAACAAAUGCUACGCAGGAUACUGUCUCAAUAACGGAACAUGUCGUUAUUCCGUCAAACGAGACAAACGCAGAUGCAUCUGUCCCGACCUUUACCGUGGGUCCUCUCGCUGCCAGUAUAUUAAUAAUUAUAAUCCGAGCAAAGCGCCACCUGUAGUCCACCCGAGCAUUGAGCAGAAUUCUAUGAAGGUUAUCAUCACGUUGACUGUCAUCUUCAUCAGUCUUCUCCUGGUUCUUCUUCUGGUAGUCUUCAUCUACAUCAAGAACAAGAAUUAUCAAGAAGAGAGGCGUAAGAGGGUCAAGACAAGUCGGAAUCCUCUGCGACCCCCCAGCUACAACGCCAGCCAUCCUCUGCAUCAGAACACUAACAACCAGGCUGGAAUCACCUCAAGGGACACUAUACAGGAACUGGAAAUGGAACCAAGACGACCAUCAGCUCCAUCCGCUAUCAUGAGAGUAGAGAGCGAGGGCAGUGGUCACACAACGCCCAGCCAAAGGAGUCACUCUGUGGAUGUGCGUUACAGCAGUGUACCGGUCCAAGCCAAUCCAGUGGUUGCAAGAACGAUACAUAAUGGUUCCGCUCGUAAAAUAUCUCAGGCGAGCAUUCAUUCAAAUCGGUCGGCAUCAAGCCACCGUUCAAAUGGGUCGAGUCCCGUAUCGGGGAAGCGGCGAAGGCUGGGCUAUGAGGCGGUACCCAUGAAUGAACCGGCGGAUAGGAUAGAAGAGUACCAUGGCGAUACAGCGGCUUGUGAGGAUGCAAGCAUCAUCAUGUUACCAAGGGAGGAAGUUUGUAGUGAUGGAGAGAGCGAGUGCUCCUCGGAGCCAGACGAUGGGGUCGAUAUGCCAAAUCCUCAAAUCUCGGCCAUCGAGAAGCAUCUGGCGCAACCUAGCGAGGAUUACGAUGACAACGUCGACAGAGACUUCAGUGCCGACGUGGUGAAUGCCAACGUCCACUUCUCAAACCCCUAUGCACAAGAUGACUCUCCCUCUCUCUCGCCGCGAGGUCACAUGACCUCGAACAUGUCACCUCAUGAGGUGAACCUGCAUGAAAACCCAUUCCAAGAUGGGCUCAGCUUGCAGGGUAAAUCACCUACAAACAAACUCUACAGUAAUGAUGGUUACUAUGGCAACAGGUACGAAGAUGAAAUUGAUAGGAGUAGCCCACCGCAUGCUGUUUAAUGCACGAAAAGACCUUAUUAUCUCAAAAUGUUGUACAUAACUUACUGUAUAAUCAUAAAAACUUAUUUAUUGUCUCUGAUCUUUACACAGCUAUUAUAUAACUUUCUGCCGCAGCAAGUGGCGUAUUUUCUUGUCAUUGUACGAAAGAUAUUACUUGAGUGCACCAGAAUGCACCAUAAACUGUGUUUUUGUCUGUCUUGUCAGUAGCUAUUCAAGUCAUCUCGAUGAGGAUAUUCAGUGAGACUUUUGUGAUCAAUGAAUUUCAGGUUGCAACAAAAAAUCUACAGAAGUCAUUGAGAUUUAUCUAUAGAUAUAUGACGAUGGUUACACUCCAGUUUCAAAGCUCAUUUCAAUUGUUUCUCUGUCUUAUUCUGCAUCAAAAUCUGUUACAGUUUUUAUGCAUGUACUGUUAUAUUUCAAGUAUGUGCUAAAAAUCUAUGUUAGAA